This is a messenger RNA of Loa loa (African eye worm), 3525 nucleotides long. Its product is annotated as DEAD/DEAH box helicase. Gene Ontology annotation, biological process: maturation of SSU-rRNA from tricistronic rRNA transcript (SSU-rRNA, 5.8S rRNA, LSU-rRNA). Lineage: Eukaryota; Metazoa; Nematoda; Chromadorea; Rhabditida; Onchocercidae. Gene Ontology annotation, cellular component: nucleolus; intracellular anatomical structure. Gene Ontology annotation, molecular function: RNA binding; ATP binding. The transcript has 24 exons. The coding region runs from base 76 to 3525 and encodes 1149 amino acids. The record is from RefSeq and is a predicted model, not a curated record.
UUUCAGUGUAUUAAUCAAGUCUUGGUGCUUCUGGAAUUUGUUCUGUAUUAUUUGGUUAUCAAUACUGUCACAAGGAUGAAGGAAAAGAAAAUCACACAAGACACAGCUGACAGCGAAUGCGUUGGUCCAAAACAAAUGGAGGCUGAUUAUAAUAAUCCGGUCGACACUGCUAAUAUUCUUCUAUUACCAGUAAAGGUCAAAAAGAAAAAAGUGAAAAAAGCGGACGAUAAAGUAAUCAACCGGAAGAAGCACGAGGCAAGGAAAAGACGACUGGAAGAAACGGAAGUUAAAAUAUCUAAAACUAAGCGGAAGAAGCUAAUAAAAGUAAUGGAAAGGAAGAAGAAAAAAGAAUCGAAGGAAUCACUUCUGAAAAAUUUGAUGCAAUAUCAAUUAUCUACUGGCACAAUGAGCAAACUGACAGCAGAAAUUCAUCCGAGGAAGCGUGCGAAACCAGAAGAAUGUUUUGUUCCAAAGAAGUUAUCAAAUCUGGCAGGUUGUAAAUGCGUCCUCUUCCCUGAACUGAAGAAACAGCCAUUACAAGAAAAUUAUUACGAGACGGGAAGUGAAAGUGAAGAUGAUCUUUUGCUCACAGAAGAGGUAAUAACAAUGGACGCGGAAUCAUCAAUGUGCACUGUAGACGGCAAAGACAUGGAAAGAAAGCAAGUUGAGGAUAGUGCGGAUAGAAGACAAGAAAACUUAACGAACCAAAAUACUGAUGAGAGCAAGCUAAUGAUCAAACACCAUGAAACAAUAAAUUUAUUGGAACCAAAUACUUCGGAACUCGAUGUUGCAAAUCUGCCGGUUAAAAUAUCAUGCAUCAGAAACAAAAUGUCGCUGUUAGAAGGUGCACAGAAAAGCAACUUUGUUCCUGUUCAUCGCAGCGAAAGUGUUGAAGCACAACGGUCAAAGCUGCCUAUAUAUGCGGAAGAACAGAGCAUUAUGGAAGCUAUAAAUGAAAAUUACGCAACAAUAAUUUGCGGUGAAACCGGUUCUGGAAAAACAACACAAUUGCCUCAGUUUUUGUACGAAGCUGGUUAUACCCGUGACGGAAAAAUGAUAGGAAUAACUGAACCUCGACGCGUGGCUGCUAUGGCUAUGGCAGCACGUGUAGCACAGGAAAUGAAUCUACCGAAUGCAGUCUCAUAUCAGAUAAAAUAUGAAGGUAAUCGCUCAGCCGAAACAUCGAUUCUAUUUAUGACGGACGGCGUCUUAAUGAAAGAAAUGCAAAAAGAUGUGAUGCUUUCAGCUUAUUCUGUUAUUGUCAUCGAUGAAGCGCAUGAACGAUCGAUGUACAGCGAUGUGCUGAUUGGUUUGUUAACACGGAUAGCUCCUUACCGCUUCCGUAUGGGCUCACCGUUAAAGCUUAUUAUCAUGAGCGCAACAUUACGUUUGGUUGAUUUUAAAAAUAAAAGGCUGUUUCCCAUAUCGCUGCCACCUGUACUGACCAUUGAUGCAAGACAAUACCCAGUGUCUAUCCAUUUUGAAAAGCGGACACCAAAAAAUUACCUCGUCGCAGCGUUUCAUAAAAUAUGUGAGAUUCAUGAAAAGAAAGGUCCUGGGACGAUACUGGUUUUCCUUUCUGGGAAAUUAGAGGUUAUGGCGCUGUUAAAAUGGCUUGUGGAACGCUAUGCGAUUGGGAGAGUUGAGGGAAAAAAAUUGAAGCAGAGUCAACUGGAACUGAAGAAGGCAACUUCGAAUCAAUCGAAAAAAGCUGGAAAAUCUGCAGAUGAAGAUUUAGCCGACAAUAGGUUCGCUGAUGCUGACAAUUUGGAUUGUGGCGAUCCCGGUUCUGAAAUCAGUGAAAAUCUUCGUCCUGAAGGUCCAUGUCCACGACAUUCAUUAGCCCUUCCUCUUUUCUGCUUACCGCUCUAUUCCCUGCUCUCCAGUAAAAAACAGCAGCGGAUCUUUGAACCGGCCCCAGAUGGACAUCGUAUGUGCGUAGUUGCAACAAACGUAGCAGAAACAUCGCUGACUAUUCCCGCUGUUCGAUAUGUUAUCGAUAGUGGUCGUGAAAAGAGGCGUCAUUAUGAUCCGGUAACUGGUGUUUCUCAAUUUCUUGUAAGUUGGAUUUCGCAGGCAUCAGCCGAUCAGAGAGCUGGACGUGCUGGACGUGUUCAACCUGGCGAAGUCUAUAGGUUAUACUCCUCAGCGGUUUAUUCUGAUUUCGAGAAAUUUAGCCCACCAGAAAUACUGACUAAACCAGUUGACCAACUUGUACUUCAUCUAAAAUCUAUGAACAUCGUCAAGGUUGCGAAUUUCCCUUUCCCAACACCACCUGAUGAAGAUUCGCUGGAAGAAGCUGAAAGGCGUUUGAUCCGUUUGGGAGCCUUACAAGUGGCGGUUAAAAAUAACGUGAAACAGGCACGAAUUAAUUUGUUUGGAAAAACAUUAUCGAUUUUCCCAUUGGCGCCAGCUUUCGCAAAGAUACUUGUGAUGGCAAAUCAACAUUCUCUGAUGACUCAUGCUUGUUGUUUGGUUGCUGCACUUUCAGUUCGAGAACCACUCAUUCCUCUCUAUUCAUUAAGAGGUGGUAGUGAUAGAGAAACACAAGCUUUAAUGCUUCAAGUAUUGAAACAGAGACGAUCAUGGUGUCCACCCGGACAAGCGCGGAAUUUCGGUGAUCUCACUGUCAUCAUGCGAGCUAUUUUGAGUGCUGAAGCUUUAGAAGGAUCUCAAGAGGAGUGUCAUCGAUUGGGAGUUCGUCAUAAAGCGCUUAUUGAAAUUCGGAAAUUACGUCAGCAGUUAAUCAAAAUUAUCAAUUCAAGAUGUCCACAAGAUAAGCCAUUUACGGUAAAAAUAGAUAUGAAACCACCUACUGAUGAAGAAAUGCUAAUGUUAAGGCAAAUCGUGACUGCUUCACUUACUGAUAAUAUAGCCAAAAGAGUGGAUCCAGUGGCGGCUGGGGAUCUAUCCAAGGGUGCAUAUCAAUCUCAAAAAUUAAAGGACUAUGUUUACAUCGAUCCAGGUUCUAUAUUAUUUAAAGAUGAACCAGAGUGGGUGCUUUAUCAAGAAAUCGUUGAGCGGAAACAUAAAAAAUAUAUGCAAAAUGUGAUUUGUGUUGAGAGGAAUUGGUUGCCUCGUUUGGCGAAUACUUAUUGCCAUUUUACGUCAGUGAAGGAAGCUGAGCCACGAUAUGAUCCAGCCACAGAUAGUAUCCUCAUUUUAAUGGAUGGAACAUUCAGCGAUAUGCAUUGGUCUUUAGGCAAAGUUGAACAGCCGUUACCCGUUAAUGUCACUCUAUAUCGUUAUUUUGCGCAGUUUUUUCUCGAUGGUUCAGUCUGUCCAUCUUUAGCGACUUAUGCUGACAAGCUACUACUCUCACCAAGCACAAUGACGAAACCAUGGGCAAAAUUACAGAUGCGAACGGAGAAGCUGCUGAAUGCAUUGAUUGAAUAUGAGGUAACAAGUCGAGGACGUUUAGCGGAAGUAUGGAGGGAUAAAAGUGAAUAUCUUUUGGAUGAAUAUCUCGAAUGGCUUCCACAAUUCCUACAUGAAAAAGUUCAGAUGAACUGGCCACCAAGCUAA